Molecule: messenger RNA, 1197 nt
Organism: Mycena citricolor
Lineage: Eukaryota; Fungi; Basidiomycota; Agaricomycetes; Agaricales; Mycenaceae
Source: the annotation of a GenBank genome assembly
GUCUCUCAAAAAAUCGUCGCGUGCAUCUCGGACCUGUGCGACCUCCCUGGACGUUCAUAUAGAACAUGAGCCUUCUAUGUUCAGCACGACUUCGAUGCGCUAAACGCGCGCUGAAGCCCCGGUACUCCCGAGGUGUCAUGGGCCAAUUUGACCACCUUCCGCUACCACUACCGUAUUCUAUGAAGGACGGACUCGGGAAAUUCCUACCACCGCCCGCGCUCGAGACCGUGGCUAUGGACUAUCAGCUGGGACUUUUGAAACGUUUGACGGAGGAGGUUCGCAAUACUGAAGAAGAGGGCCAGUCGGUUACGCAAGUAAUUCUGAGCACAGCUCCGUAUCGAGAGAAGACGCUUGCAUUUAAUUAUGCAAGUCUCGCUCUCAACAACAGUUUUUUCCUGGGACAGCUGACACCUAAUCCUGAGCUCGCUGACGAGAAUCGAAUGGGUGAACUGCUCAGAAAACAAAUUCAGAACGAUCACGGCAGCCUGGACCAGCUGAAAUCUACCUUCUCAGCCGCCGCUAUGGGCCUUUCCACCUCGGGAUGGAUAUGGUUCGUGUCGGACCAAAAUGGUGGAACAGCCGUGCUUCCGACGUUGGGUCCGGGGACCUUGCUCGUUCGUUCUCGAACCUACAUGGCAACGAACAUCCAUCCCCACAUCCCCGAGCUUUCCUCCAACCCUGACGAAUGGGACCCAUCGCACGAGUACACGGACAAGUACCUGAACCAGCCCCCUCCUCUGUCGAGUGGCAUGACCGCUCCGCCACCUACUCACACAGGCUCGGCCAGCUCGGGCCCGGCUUCUGGUCUCGGCAGUGCUACGCCUUUGCAGAGGAUGUUCAUGCAUACAAGUGCGCGUCGGCUGUCAGCAUUCAGUGCGGCAAACGCACAGCCAGCGGGCAUACACGACGCGGACUCUGUCAGGUCAAAACCAUUGACUACCACGGAUGCCAUCCACACCGGCAAAACGCUGUACCCGCUCUUUUGCGUUUCUGUGCACGAGCACGCGUGGCUUUCCGCUGGAUACGGCGUCUGGGGCAAGGAGGAAUGGCUGCGGGAGUUUUGGUCUGUGCUGAACUGGGAGCGCGUGGGUGAGGCAUACGAGAAGAUCCGGGCAACGACUGCAUGAAGUGAAACUCGAGCUCACCCUCCCCCCACUCAUUUGAAUCAUAGAUUUGUAUGAAUACCACAGACUAAUU